Messenger RNA from Cajanus cajan (pigeon pea), 885 nucleotides. RefSeq lists its product as uncharacterized. Gene Ontology annotation, biological process: proton motive force-driven ATP synthesis. The record is from RefSeq and is a predicted model, not a curated record. NCBI's taxonomy places the organism in Eukaryota, Viridiplantae, Streptophyta, Magnoliopsida, Fabales, Fabaceae. Gene Ontology annotation, molecular function: proton transmembrane transporter activity.
GUGGCCCAACAAAUCGAGACCAAACUGAAGAUUGGACAAGACGAAACAUACUGAAAAACUAGAACGAAGGCACAACAAUAAGACUGAAGGCGCACACAGACACACCCAGCGUUCACAGUGGUUGCUGCGUCGCAAGGUACCGGUGGCGACGGAGGGCUAUCUCAACGAUUUCCGAUUACUGCAUUGAUUCUGUUCACAAGCUCGCAGACUUGAUGGCGUCAAAGUUACAGCAGUUGCAAUCCAAAGCAUGCCAAGCUUCCCAAUUUAUCACAAAACAUGGAACUGCAUACUACAGGCAAUUGUUGGAACAGAACAAGCAACACAUUCAGGACCCUCCCACAGUAGAGAAAUGCAACCUGCUGGCAAAGCAAUUGUUUUACACCCGCCUUGCUAGUAUUCCGGGUCGUAAUGAGUCCUUCUGGAAGGAACUUGAUUAUGCCAAGAAUUUGUGGAAGAACAGGAAAGAUUUAAAGGUUGAAGAUGCAGGUAUUGCUGCUUUGUUUGGCCUGGAAUGCUUUGCAUGGUUUUGUGGUGGUGAGAUUGUAGGAAGGGGAUUUACUUUCACCGGUUACUAUGUUUGAAAAUAACCACUUGAAAGUGUAGAUUUUACCAGGGCUAUAUACUCCUAAAGCCAAUUCCUCUGGUCAUUUAUACAUUGUGUGGAUUAUGUCAUUCUGCAAGCCAAUUUUUGUUAUUCUGAUUCUUUUUUUGAUUUUGGGAAAAAGGUUGAAAAACUAGCGGUUAGCUUUGAUAAGCCUCAAUAACCCCUUGUAGUUGGAAGAGGGAUGGACAUUGCGUUGUUAUAUUAUCAUAUCAUGUUGGAAAAAAGCUAGUGAUGGUACUCCACAUUGAUGAUACUUAUGCAAUUUUUUAAUAUUCUUGUCA